CCCAAACAAUUUUUAUUCAAGCUAUUGACACAUAUCUACAGAAUUUAUUUUAAUAACUAAACUGUAAAAUUUUGUAUCAAAAAUGUACGCAAGUUGCCAUGUGUCAAGAGGUCUAAAACAGUGUAGCCCGCUUAUAAGACAGCUCGUGAUUCAGAAACCACUUAUGCGGACUAGGAUACCUUUAAAGCUGGCUGUUCGGGGAAUGGCUGCCAAGGAUUCUAAGGGAGAAGGCAAAGGAAGUGCAGGAAACGGACCUGCUAUUGUAGGUCCAGGUGGUAAUGUCAUUACACCGCCAGUCACACUGAAAGUUAUUCCCGCCCGGGAUCCACUGAAAUUGGGCUACGACGAUCGCAAUAUGAUUCUGGGCCGGGCGCUAGCUCCACAUUUGACCAUAUACAAGCUACAAUUGACAUCUGGGCUGUCAAUAUGCCUUCGAAUCAGUGGCUUUGUCCUGGGGGUGUUCGUUUGGGCACUGGGAAUAUCCGCACUCUUUUGCCAGGGAAAUAUGGAAGGAUUUUUGACUAAGCUCCAGGAUUGUGAUUGUGGCACGCUUCUGACAUUAUCUAAGGUGAUGGUAGCUAUACCAUUCGCAUACCAUUUGGUCGCAGGAACGCGCCACUUAAUCUGGUAUCUGAAUGUUUUUACCACGAUUUCGGAAGUGUACGCAACUGGUUAUGUGGCUAUGGUAUUAGCUGUUUUAUUAGCCGUUGGAUUGAUGAAAGCCCAGUCUUCUGAGCCGGAGCCCGAGGUUGUAGAUCUAACAAAGGGGAAAAAAGGCCAAAAGGUGGAUCCAAAAAAGAAUGCGAAGGCUGACCCCAAGAAACCUGACCCCAAAGCUAAAGCCGACCCAAAAGGUAAAGCAGACCCAAAAGGUAAAGCCGACCCAAAGAAAGACCCCAAAAAGCAAGAUUCCAAAUAAACCAAGCCAUGGCUGA
This is a messenger RNA of Drosophila bipectinata, 935 nucleotides long. RefSeq names its product Succinate dehydrogenase, subunit C-like (gene SdhCL). Gene Ontology annotation, biological process: tricarboxylic acid cycle; mitochondrial electron transport, succinate to ubiquinone. NCBI's taxonomy places the organism in Eukaryota, Metazoa, Arthropoda, Insecta, Diptera, Drosophilidae. Gene Ontology annotation, molecular function: electron transfer activity; oxidoreductase activity, acting on the CH-CH group of donors. Gene Ontology annotation, cellular component: membrane. The record is from RefSeq and is a predicted model, not a curated record.